This is a messenger RNA of Peniophora sp. CBMAI 1063, 1011 nucleotides long. The record is from the annotation of a GenBank genome assembly. Lineage: Eukaryota; Fungi; Basidiomycota; Agaricomycetes; Russulales; Peniophoraceae.
AUGCCUUCCCUCGUGCCGCUGGACAAUACCCUGGGCGCAUUGUACGUCGGGGUCAUCUUCUCUAGCAUAGUGUACGGGGUCAUCUGCACGCAGGCGUUCCUGUACUAUACCGAACACUGCAAGCGGGAUGGAUGGUUUUUGAAAGGUUUUGUUGCAUUCCUCUGGUUCCUAGAAACCGUCACUUGUGUCUUAUUCAAUUUCGGAAUGUACUAUUACACCGUGACCAACUUCGGUGAUUACGACGCUUUGCUACAUAGCGCAACUGUGUGGAGCAUCCUAGUCGAGAUCGGGCUCAGCACAUUCAUAGCCUUACUUGUGCAAUGCUUCUUUGCCCAUCGCGUAUAUAUCCUUGGCGGGAAGACCCUAGUCCUUCCCAUUAUCAUCGUUAUACUCUCCCUCGCCCAAUUCUCGCUUGGAAUGGUCUAUACGGACGUAUCGUUGAGUUUUAAGCGUCUGUCCGGCGGCACAAGCGACUUCCCCUACGUUAUCAGUCUCUUCGGUUUGGAGCUAGUUGCCGACUGCACGAUCGCGGCGUCGUCCAUCUACUAUCUUCGCUCCCGCGCCAGCCAUAGCGGGAUCUCUACGACGAGGCGUGUAAUCAAUCUGAUCAUCAAGUUCGUCGUAAACACAUGCUUACUCGAAGUGUUCUGCCUCAUCCCCAUCCUGGCAUUGUGGACAGCCGAAGCCGACACCUUGAUCUUCAGUCCGUUUGUGUGUUCUCUUCCACGAAUCUACUCUGCCUCGGUUAUGUGCUCACUCAAUAACCGGGACCAUCUUCGUGGCCUCAGCGGCUCGCGUACGAAUGGUGCAAUCACGCUAUCGACCUUCCAGACGGAAUCCACUGACAUGCGUACGCAAACGAGCGGGGGAUCUACAGAGACUACUGGGCAAGCUUUGGAUAUCUCGAAGAGACAUGUUCGGCUGCCACGAGACAGGGUGAACCAGAUGCCCAGCGAAGACGCUGGGUCUCAACACGAUGUCGACUUCAAGGGCGGAUUCAUGACGGUCUGA